CCAGGAGGCGCCUCCAUGCCUGUUCUGGGGAUCUCCCUUCCCCCCGUGCCGUUGGGUGUCCGUGUCCACUCGAAAGCAUUACAGUCAGGGCAACUCAGCCCUUGGAGGGCUGCCCCCAGGUCCCGCCUCCCAGGAGGUCUGUGGCGUGGCUCCUGGGGGGCUCUGUGGAGCAGUUUUAUAUUUAGCCGGGCCGUGGCUGUUGGGCCACUCGGGUUACAUCUGCACAGAAGCUGGCGGAGCCAAGGCAGGCACGGGCUCCCUUCCAGCACCGCGGCAGAAUUUGAUCUCGCCGGCCUGGCCCAGAGCACUUCGCGCGGGGAGGUGGAGAUUCUGGACGCAAAGACGCGGGAGAAGCUGUGCUUCCUGGACAAGGUGGAGCCCCAAGCCACCAUUGCCGAGAUCAAGAACCUUUUCACCAAGACCCACCCACAGUGGUACCCUGCCCGCCAGUCGCUCCGCCUGGACCCCAAGGGCAAGUCCCUGAAGGAUGAAGACAUUCUGCAGAAGCUGCCCGUGGGCACCACGGCCACUCUCUACUUCCGGGACCUGGGGGCCCAGAUCAGCUGGGUAACGGUCUUCCUGACAGAGUACGCCGGGCCCCUUUUCAUCUAUCUGCUCUUCUACUUUCGGGUGCCCUUCAUCUAUGGCCACAAAUAUGACUUCACGUCCAGUCGGCACACGGUGGUACACCUCGCCUGCAUCUGCCACUCAUUCCAUUACAUCAAGCGCCUGCUGGAGACGCUCUUCGUGCACCGCUUCUCCCACGGCACCAUGCCCUUGCGCAACAUCUUCAAGAACUGCACCUACUACUGGGGCUUCGCCGCGUGGAUGGCCUAUUACAUCAACCACCCUCUCUACACGCCCCCCACUUACGGAGCUCAGCAGGUUAAACUGGCGCUCGCCAUCUUCGUGAUCUGCCAGCUCGGCAACUUCUCCAUCCACAUGGCCCUGCGGGACCUGCGGCCAGCUGGGUCUAAGACCAGGAAGAUCCCAUACCCCACCAAGAACCCCUUCACGUGGCUCUUCCUGCUGGUGUCCUGCCCCAAUUACACCUACGAGGUGGGGUCCUGGAUUGGCUUUGCCAUCAUGACACAGUGUGUCCCAGUGGCCCUCUUCUCCCUGGUGGGCUUCACCCAGAUGACCAUCUGGGCCAAGGGCAAGCACCGCAGCUACCUGAAGGAGUUCCGAGACUACCCGCCCCUGCGCAUGCCCAUCAUCCCCUUCCUGCUCUGAAUGAAUGGCUCCCCCUCACCCAGGCUCAGCCAAGCCAGGCUCGUGUCCCCCCGCCCCAGUGUCAUUCUGGGCGAGGAGUGGGAACCACUGCUCUCCAGCGUCUGGAAUAAAACCUGCCUGCCCAGCUGGA
Balaenoptera musculus (blue whale) is the source of this 1363-nucleotide messenger RNA. RefSeq names its product trans-2,3-enoyl-CoA reductase (gene TECR). Lineage: Eukaryota; Metazoa; Chordata; Mammalia; Artiodactyla; Balaenopteridae. The record is from RefSeq and is a predicted model, not a curated record. Gene Ontology annotation, biological process: very long-chain fatty acid biosynthetic process. The transcript has 13 exons. Gene Ontology annotation, molecular function: oxidoreductase activity, acting on the CH-CH group of donors. Bases 16 to 1233 code for a protein of 405 amino acids.